CACCUCUUUUACUCCCCCCUUCUCCACCACCCCGGAUUAUUUGCUCUCAAGUGGCCUCUGCUGGCCAGAGAGCACCCCAUCCGCUUCAUCAUGAGUCUCGCACGUCCGGCCCGAUGCCUCUUCUGCAGCUUCUCGCGUGCGGCCUCCGCCGGCCCUCGCGUGCCUAGUCGCCAGUUCCACCUGUCGUCGAUACAGCUCUCCGAUCGGAAACCGAAGGUCCCUGAAGUCAACAAGGCCCCCGAGGGAAAGACUCUGGAUGAAAUUUACCGGGAGGUGAAGCUUGACGACUUCAAGCAAUACACCGAGGAGGAAAAGGCCGCCCUCCGGGAACAUUACACGCCCGAACAGAUCGCCGCCAUUGAGGCCGGUGAGAAGACCAUUGACCCGAAAGACCUGGCUGAACAGUUCCGUCUCCGUCGGGAUCCCAUGAGGUUGAAGUAUCUCGAUGAUUUCUCGGUCAUUGAGCCCGGCGUCGACAAGCACAUUCGCGCCCCCAAGACCAACUCCGACUACAACGCGACAUUCAAGACCGAGGAUGAUUUCAUGGAAGACUUCGCCCGCUUCUUUGCCGAAUCAUCGGAGGACCCCCAGCCGGCAGACUUCGUACGAUUCCUCGAGACCAACCGGGUGACCCACGGCAAGGAGGAGAACGAGCUCAACGGACACAGCGCGCUCUCGCCCAAUUUCUUGAAAGACGGAGAAACCUUGGAACAUAUGGGUGACGAGAUAGUUCCGAGGCCGCAAUACCGGACCAGAUUUGGAGAACUCACAUAUCUGAACCCCGAAGAACCCAACGAGGCGGAGAAGAGACUUUUCCAGGUCACGGGCUACGGUAGAGAGUACAUCAAGUCCCUGUACAUCAAGGACCUCGUUAUUCGCCGUGUCAGCAACCAGACUCGACUGGGUAAGGUCCCGAGUAUGUCCGUCGUCACGGUCGCCGGUAACCAGAAUGGUCUCAUGGGAAUUGGAAUUGCCAAGUCCGAUGAAAUCGUCGAUGCCUGCCAACAAGCUCGCGCUCGUGCUGUAAAGAACAUGCAACCUGUUCCGCGCUACGAGAAGCGGACCAUCUUCGGUGACGUCGAGGGCAAGGUCGGAGCUGUGGAGUUGAAGUUGAUGCACCGUCCUCCAGGCUUCGGUCUCCGCUGCCAGCACCUGAUCUUCGAAAUGUGCCGCGCGGCCGGUAUCCACGAUAUCGCCGCCCGGGUCAACCGGUCCAGAAACCCCAUGAACACAGUCAAGGCCGCCUACGAGGCGCUCAUGAGCCAGCGCAACCCCGAGGAUAUUGCCCGUGCCCGGGGUAAGAAGAUGGUCGAUGUACGGGGAGUGUACUACUCUGGCAAGGGCGUUCUAAGCCGUCGUGAGCGGCGAACAGCUUGAGGUUUGGGUUUGAAAGAAAGAUAUAUCUCUCUGAACACAACACUGCAUACAGACAGCAGACAUGUUCAUUUGCGUCAUGGGCGGUGUAUAUAAUGUUUUCUUCUUUUUUUCUUUUCUAUUCUGUUCAUCUUGUAUUACAGUCUAAACAUGUAUUUGUAUCCAGCAUCAAGCAAUACUCAAUCAACAAAUC
This is a messenger RNA of Aspergillus eucalypticola CBS 122712, 1567 nucleotides long. RefSeq names its product mitochondrial 37S ribosomal protein uS5m. Gene Ontology annotation, biological process: translation. Gene Ontology annotation, molecular function: structural constituent of ribosome; RNA binding. The record is from RefSeq and is a predicted model, not a curated record. Gene Ontology annotation, cellular component: ribosome. The coding region runs from base 91 to 1377 and encodes 428 amino acids. The transcript is spliced from 2 exons. NCBI's taxonomy places the organism in Eukaryota, Fungi, Ascomycota, Eurotiomycetes, Eurotiales, Aspergillaceae.